Messenger RNA from Triticum aestivum (bread wheat), 1135 nucleotides. RefSeq lists its product as uncharacterized. The transcript has 5 exons. NCBI's taxonomy places the organism in Eukaryota, Viridiplantae, Streptophyta, Magnoliopsida, Poales, Poaceae. The coding region runs from base 1 to 813 and encodes 270 amino acids. The record is from RefSeq and is a predicted model, not a curated record.
AUGCAGCCCAUUGGAAGGAGGGACAGCGACCGCGCGAGCCCAACAGAGCGAACCCUAAGGAGUCCCGAUCGAGGUGAGCGGCGCAUCGAUCCGGAAUUAGAGUGUGGCGGCCGGUUCCAUCCAUCGAAGACCGCCGGCUGCGUCCGUCCACCUCAAGAGUUCAGGAAUGGGAUCGAGUCCAUCCGGUCGAUCCCAGCGACCGGAGGAGCGGGAACCAGUCCAUCCGCUCGAUCCCACCGACCAUCUGCUCCAUCCCAGCGACCAGCGGAGCAGGAUCCGGUUCGAGCCGAUCCAAUACAGCGCGUGGCAGAGAGGGAGAGACACCUCCUCUACUGGUACUAUAUAAUGCCUCCCUCCCUGGCUCUCUAUGCACAUCUUACUCCAGCAGCAACAUCUUCUUCGGCGACAUGCUCAGUUGAUUUGGGCAGAUUCUGCAGCUUCCUAUUGUCCAUUUUUGUCCUCAGUCAUUCAUCAUCUCAAAUGGCUUUUGGACAGUUGCCGACUGCGUGGCCCGCACGCCUUCCAUCGAGGCCGGGGAGGCAUUGGGUAGUAAGGGCCAAGGAUAAGCGUUGCACAGCGGCGGACGACGUCGCCCAGGCGCCAGGCCAACACAUCUCCAGGAUGGGCCUUAAGGUCGUGCCAAUGAUAGCACCCUUCUCCAAUCUCUGUGCAGUCAACAUCUCCGGCAACUUCAUGGGUAAGCACUGCCGCUGCCGGUCAGUAAGAUCGACAGAACAUUGUCAAUUGCUACUGCACCAAACAAUAGUACUUUCAGUAUCCCUUGACGGCUUCUCCAAACAAGGUGGUGUAUGAAAUUGCUAAUGAAGGGCCACGACCUGAAACUCCCGAAGGGACUCUUUGCAACUUAAUUGCGGGUGAUGUUACUUUCUGAUGUGAUGUUCUGUUUUCCAGGUUUCGGGUGGAAUAAGUGUAGACUCACGUCAGCUUAUUCUGAUCUUUAGUUUCAGUUUAGGGACAAUUAUUUUGUUUAUUACUUAUUGCUUGGCAAAGCCCCAUGAUCGGCCAAGCCUUCAGUAGAUCCUUGCUUGCUCCAUUGCGGAUACGCUGUAUAUGUAUGAUAUUUCCACCAGAUAGUCAAGGAUAUGUGCAAGUCAGCAAAGUGGCAGUUCAGUCA